This is a messenger RNA of Haliotis rubra (blacklip abalone), 791 nucleotides long. RefSeq names its product cell division control protein 42 homolog. The record is from RefSeq and is a predicted model, not a curated record. The transcript has 2 exons. Bases 1 to 624 code for a protein of 207 amino acids. Gene Ontology annotation, molecular function: GTP binding; GTPase activity. Gene Ontology annotation, biological process: small GTPase-mediated signal transduction. Lineage: Eukaryota; Metazoa; Mollusca; Gastropoda; Lepetellida; Haliotidae.
AUGAAGGGAAGUAACACUAUGAAGAACCUUGAUAAGAAAUUCGUGUACUGCGCCAUCAUGGGAGACGGCAUGGUCGGCAAGACCAGCAUCUCCGAGAGCUAUGCCGAAAAAUCAUUCAAUGAGAAUUCUGAAACCACAGUGUUUGACAACUAUGUCGUUCCACUGCAGGUCGCUGGAGAGGAAUUUGUCAUCAGCAUGUUCGACAACUCAGCCGAGAAACGUUUUGAGAGUCUAAGGGCAUUCUCCUAUCGGGAAAGCGAAGUUCUAGUCCUUUGCUUCUCCACCUGUGACCGGGAGACGUUGGCCAACAUCAAUGACCUGUGGAUGCCAGAACUGAAGAGACAUUCCAAACAUUCCAAACAGAAGAGACCGGUCAUCCUUGUGGGCACCAAGAUUGACCUCCAGGUCGGCAAUGAAGACAGCGAGGUCAGCACGGACGAGGGUGUCCAACUGGCCAAGGACAUUGGUGCUGACUGUUAUGUGGAGUGCUCGGCCCGCGACCACAAGGGUUUGAAGGAGGUCUUUCAGCAUGUUGUCUUCUCCGCUCUGAAAUUCAGGAAGAAGAACACGAACAUUAUCAAGAAGAUUUUCAGACGCAAAAGUGGUUCAUUUACAAGUUAUUAGCAUUUGUUGAAUAAAAAAUGGAAUUCAGUUUCAACUCGAUGCACACGGGGACACGGACUUGAGACCACACGCCAUGCAACUGACGUUUACUGUGUGGGUGCCUGUGAAACAUAUCAUCACUGUGAUACAAACUACUACAUAAUAUCCUUAGUGCUAUAAGAAGUGCU